AUGGAUACUCAAAAUGACCUACAAUUGUUAUCUGUCAAAUUAUAUCAUUACCUUUCCGAUGUUGUUGUUGGAUCGGAAAAAGUAGUGAAAUAUAGAAGAUACUUUUAUAAAUGCUUUGACGACACCUUGAUCUUGGAAGACCACAGAAUAAUCAGUAGCGGUAGUAAAGCAGAGGGUCUUGAUCUUCAAGGUAGUGACCUAGAUUUGAUGUUUCGAUCUCAUGGUUAUAUGGUUGAUGAAAAGCUUGGAAAUACAAAAGGAAAUCAUUUAAUUCUAGACACAGAUAAUGCUUUGCCUGGGUUUGCCUUAAUCAAAGUUUCUGAGGAGAGUGACUUUAAAGACGAGAUUGAUGUCUCACAUACAGUUGAUGGACUACUCUUAAAAAACAAUAUUUUAGAACAAUUGUGUGCUGAAGCUCUGAAUGAAGCUCCUUCAUUGUAUAUAUUUGCUAAAGCACUGAAAAUGGACGUUCAAACACUAUUUAAGGUGCAGGGUCCAUCAACGUCUACUGCACUCGAAGGAGUGCCGGAGGUAGAUUUUGUCCAUUGCCUCCCUUGUCGUGAAUGGCCUUCCAUUGCAAAACGUUGGUUACACAGAAGUAGAUGCUUCAAAUGGCCCUCGUCCGAUUUGAUAACAGAGGCAGUACAUGAAGGAGUGUUAUUAGUACCCAUAGGAAGUAAGUCUCCUUCUUCUGAAGAAAACAACUCUGAAUGGAGGUUUUCAUUUUCUCUGACUGAAAAACUGUUAGUGCACUCAUUCAACCACAGUCAGCUAUUGUGCUAUGCCUUGCUGAAGAUUUUUCUUAAAGAGAUCAUUGACAAAGUAAAUAUUUUUAACAAACUUUUAUGUUCAUAUUACAUGAAAACAGUUCUGUUCUGGGUGUUAGAAGAAGACAACCAGUUAUAUUGGGUACCAGCAAACCUGUUGCGUUGCUUUUCCUUAUGCUUACAGCGUCUGCAUUAUUUCAUUUUAUGUAAUUAUAUUCCAAAUUAUUUCAUUCCAGAACAUAAUAUGAUUGAAGGAAGAUGUUCAGAAAAAGUUGGAAAGCAACUUGGAAUAUUUAUAGAAAAACUUUUACUAGGAAAUAUAUGGGAAGAACUGUUGUCAGUAGAUUUACUGUCAGAUUUACGACGUACUACGUGUUAUAUUUCAAAACCAUUAACUGUCAUUUCAGAAUUCGAUAAAACUUUGAUUUCACUGAAUAUCCCAGACUGUACACGAUGGAUUGAUGAUAUAUCAUUCAGAUCAUUGAGUUUCUUUGUUUAUAGGAUUCAAAAUGAGAACUGUCCAACCUUUGUCAAAAACAUCUACUCAAUUGCAUUACUUGACCUAUGUAAACGUAAAGCGACUUCUAUUAAAAUGCGGUUAGUUGAUUCACAGCACAGCAGUAAUAAGCAGUAUUACUCUCGAUAUAAACAAUGUUUAUUCCAUCUACUGUUGAAUUUAAACAACGACGCCGUGUCAGGUUGGUUACUACUUGCAGCAUUUUUCUACACUUGUCAUGACUUCCGAAAGAUGAAUGCUAUACAUCAACUUUCAGAGGAGAUUUUAUCUCGUGAUUUAUAUACAGUGUCUGAUUUUAUGGACUUAUCUGCGAUCAAGCAAGCUACAUUUGAAAAACCUUUAGUUCCAAGUAAGCAAUUCCUCAAAAGGUUAAGACAUUCAUUGAUCAGAUGUUUUCUGGUUCAAAGGAAUGAAGAAAAUGCCGAAAGUUUCAUUUUUCACAAAGACUUGUCCGUUUACGGAGAGGAUUUUUCUAUAGGAACUCCAAUUGUAUUUAUGCGCUAUCUUACAUUCUUACAUUUUUACAAACAACACAAUACUGAAGGAAUGAAACGUGCAAUACAAUUGUUACAGGAAGCUGUUGAAACAUCUCCGAGGUUUGAUGGUUUUUCCGUUGGCAUUAACUUUACGUUUUUGUUAAAUGCACAAUUAAUAGUUGGUGUUGAUGGAAUUGAAACAUACAAAAGAAUGCUUUCCGCUUUGGAACCUUUUGAUGUUACCGGGAUAUUAUCAUGUAUUCAGAAAGACUUUGAAAACAAGUGUAAGUUUUAUUUAAAUGAAUAG
This is a messenger RNA of Mytilus trossulus (common blue mussel), 2067 nucleotides long. RefSeq lists its product as uncharacterized. The coding region runs from base 1 to 2067 and encodes 688 amino acids. NCBI's taxonomy places the organism in Eukaryota, Metazoa, Mollusca, Bivalvia, Mytilida, Mytilidae. The transcript has a single exon. The record is from RefSeq and is a predicted model, not a curated record.